This is a messenger RNA of Dioscorea cayenensis subsp. rotundata (Guinea yam), 1943 nucleotides long. Its product is annotated as cyanidin 3-O-rutinoside 5-O-glucosyltransferase-like. Gene Ontology annotation, molecular function: UDP-glycosyltransferase activity. The coding region runs from base 142 to 1644 and encodes 500 amino acids. Lineage: Eukaryota; Viridiplantae; Streptophyta; Magnoliopsida; Dioscoreales; Dioscoreaceae. The transcript has 2 exons. The record is from RefSeq and is a predicted model, not a curated record.
AUUCUUAAAUGGCGCAGCACAUCACGUGAUCACCACUCCAUCCAUUAGAAGAAUCAAUAUAAGAAAGACAAAAAAAAAUAAAAAAUCUCAUAUCUCCUCUUCAUCUCAACUUGAGGCCUCACUUGCCAAGCAUCAACAACAAUGGAGAAGAAUCAGCACAAACAUCACUUUUUAUUCGUAGCCUUCCCCAUCCAAGGCCAUAUCAAUCCAGUCCGCCACCUAGCCAUGCGUCUCACAACCCUCAGCAACACCACUGUCACCAUCUCCACCGCCGUCUCCUGCCACCGCCGGAUGUUUAACGUUUCUGACCCCAACCAAGAAAUCCAGGAGGGAAACCUCACCUACAUCCCAUUCUCCAAUGGAUACGACAAUGGAUUCAACUCCGAAACUGACGACCCCAAGCUCUACCUGUCCACCUUCAAGCAAAAUGGUCUAAAAACACUCUCCACCAUCGUCCAAUCCCUUUCCCAACGUGCUCGCCCAGUGACGUGCAUAAUUUACACCAUUUUGAUGUCCUGGGCCGCCGGAGUUGCUCGUGAGCACAACAUUCCUUCAGUGUUUUUUUGGAACCAGACUGCCACAGUGUUUGCCAUCUGCUAUCACUUUUUUCACGGUUACGAGAGCUUGAUCACAGACCACGCUAGCAACCCGGAGUUCACCAUCCAUUUACCGGAGUUGCCGCCACUCAAGAUCAAAGAGUUACCGUCAUUCAUCACGAUCACUGACCCGAACCAUCCCUUCUUCUCAGGGCUCUUUGCUUUACGUGGUGAUUUUGAAGCUUUAGAUUUGGAAGCUGGGGAUAGGCAGCUGCCAAAGGUUCUCUUUAACUCGUUUAGUGCCUUGGAGACCAGUGCGUUGGCCUCAGUUAAUGAGAUUGAGACUCUAAGUAUAGCACCAUUGAUGCCAUUUUUAUUCAGUAGCCCUGUAGAUGAGGUGCAUAGGGAUUUGUUCAAAAAUGAUGAGAGGGAUUACAUGAAAUGGUUGGAUUCGAAGGAGGAGGGGUCAGUGGUGUAUGUGUCAUUUGGAAGUGUGGCAAUGAUGAAGAGGACUCAGAUGGAGGAGAUGAUGAAAGGGUUGAAGGAGAGUGGGAGACCAUAUCUAUGGGUCGUGAGGAAGGAUAACAGAGAGGAAGGAGUUGAGUUGGACGGAGGAGAGGAAGGGAUGGUGAUCCAAUGGUGCUCUCAAUUGAGAGUAUUGUCGCAUAGAGCGGUCGGGUGUUUCGUGACACACUGUGGGUGGAACUCCAUGCUAGAAAGCUUGGUUUGCGGAAUGGCAAUGGUGGGAGUGCCCCAGUUUUCGGAUCAAGCGACGAACGUGAAGCUGGUGGAGGAGGUGUGGGGGAGUGGGGUGAAAGGAAAGGUUGAUGAAGAAGGGGUGUUGAAAGGGGAGGAGCUGAAGAGAUGUUUGGACAUGGUGAUGGAUGAAGGGGAGGAGAGUGUGAGAAUAAGGAGAAGAGCAAAGAUGUGGAGAGACAAGGCUUUGGAGGCAGUGAAUGAAGGAGGUUCUUCUUAUGCUAAUCUUCAGGCAUUUCUGUCUCUCUGUGCAGUUGAUCGUCAUGGCAUUCUCCGGUUAGGGCUAUUCUCCCAUAUUCUCCCAUCCAUCGGCGUCAACUGCACCCUCACAUUCUCCAGGCACCGACGUUGACUGCAGCCAAUCGUCAUCACAUUUCCAUCUGCCUUCAUCGCACCUUCUACCAAACUAGUCUUGUUCAUACUCACCUCAUCACCGGCGGAAUCAUUUUCUCGAAGAGCUCACUUUCCUCUCCUUCUUUACCCGUCGAGGUCGAUUGCAACCUUUUAUCGAAGCAUUCUCUGACCACCGUCAUCACAUUCUCUACCUCAUCACCGACAUCGCCCAUAGACGUAAGUCCCUGAAAAUAAAUUGUAACGUUUAUGUGUAUUCUUGUAAAUUUCAUUUAGGUUUAAUCAAUGAUUAUUGGGCUA